CGGCAGGCAUGGCGGCGCUGCACGGCGCUCCGCUGCUGGGGCUGCGCGGCCUCCUGCGGCACUGCUGGGGCCGGCUGCUGCGCGGCGUGGGGGCACGCGCGCCGCAGUGGGGGCCAGCACUAGCUGUCCAAGGUCCUGCUUGUCUCCCAGAGCCAGCAGAAGACCCCAGAGAAGGCAGUGAGGUGCCAGGCCUCUUGGGCAGCAUCUUGUGGAUGGCAGCGCCCAAGAAAAGGCGUACCAUUGAAGUGAACCGCUGCCGGCGGAGAAAUCCUACAAAUCUCAUAAAAAUAAAGAGAAACAUAGAUGUUUGUCCUGAGUGUGGAAACUUGAAAGAGAAGCAUGUCCUGUGUGGCUAUUGUUAUGCACAGGUCAAAGCAGAAACUCGGCAGAUACGGAAGGAAAUGGGUAAAAAGGAAGGAGGACCAUUUAAUGCUCCUACUGUAGAGACUGUAGUCUUAUACGAGGGAGAAAACCCCACAGAAAAAGACGAAGGCAAGCGGAUCGUUGAAAGAGCCAGGAAGCGUCCGUUGUGGUUUACUCAAAAUUAACAGUGAGAAAGCUCGAGUUUUUCAAGAAUGUUUUCCUUGUUUAAUCAAUGCCGAUACAAAAAAAUGUAUGAACUUUUGGCAAGUCUGCUCAAAUCACGUUUUAUGUCGCACGGUGUUGCUUCUAUAGCAUGCAGUGGGAAAUACUUCUCAGUGAUACACCAUAACAGUCAACAACUAAAGAGAAGCCAGGACCUAUCUUGGAUUUGGAUAUCUGCAUACAGUACAGUGACUAUUUUGUAUGUUAAUAUACGCUGGUUUUGUAAGUAACUUUUUUUUUUUCUAACAAAGGAAAAACAUUCAUGGAUGUAAAAUAAAGUAUAUAAAGUUUCCUAGAGAAAUCUGCUUUCUGGUUUUGGCUCCUGGUCUUAAAAAAUCAACAACAACAAAAAACACUUUUAAACCAAUGCUGGUUACAGACAAAAGAUAUUUCUGAGGAAAAGGGCAGUUACCCGGUAAUUUCCAUGUCUUGUAAUAGAGUCUGCGUAGAUCUCUCCACAAUGCUGCUGUUUGAGAUUCUCAUUGUUAUUUCUGUUUUUGAGUAAAACAACGGUUUACAAGUGUUCUUUGCUCUUUUGGUACCACACUGAACGUUAUUUAUUCUCUCUGUUGUCAGGAUACCAAGUAAUCUAUUUUAAAGAAAGACAGCCAUGCUCUCCCCACCUCCCCCACUGUGAUUCUUUGAGUGAAGUAGCAAACUGAGAUCUAAUGACUGGCAAUCUGUAAGUUUUAUGAAGGUCAAAGCUGAUCAUUUGCGGCCGUUCCCAGUAACGUGUGUGGAAAACUGCAAAGAACAGCAUGACUUCCUGUCCUGUGUCCUCUGCAGAGUGGGGAUACCUCUGCUGUCCGUGGGUACUCACUCCAGUGCUGCAGCUACAGCAGCUAGCUGUGUGUUUCCGCUUCAGCUUUAGCCAUCCAGUUGUAAACCAUUAGCAUUAGAGGUUAAGAUUAGUUUUAAUUAGUCACCUAUUUGACCCUGUACUCUUCCACUUCCCUGUUUUGGGAAUCCAUGCUGAUAAAAAAAAAUAUUCAAGGGUUUUACACGGUUUGUUUUUUUAUUGGCUCCCUGUAGCUUGUGCCAGGGUCUGAAAACUGUCAAUGUGGGGAGUAGGAAUGCAGGCGGAGAGGCAGGACCACGCUUUCCUGAAUAGCCUUCACUUGAGCAUGGCUGAGCCUAUUUAAAAUUACGCCAGGGCUAGUGUGUGCUGACAGGCUUCGCUUCUUUCCUCACUUUGUAUUCCAUGUUUUGGCAGGAAAGUAGGAACAGAUGUUAGCAGCAAUGUUAUAUGUCCUCCAUAGUCUAUCAAAAUAAUGAAUGUUGAUAAGUAUAAAUUGAGGCAAUUCAGGUGACAGUAUCCAAGCAAAAUACCUAAGUCCUUUUCUAUUUGUCCAAACAGGAUUUGUCCCAGUCCUGUCUGUUUCUCACUUCUUAGAACUUAAGUCAAUAAAAAGUGGCAAGCAGGAUGCAGAAUGGAAGGCUUGAUUUUUCCAGAGCUGGAAAGGAUAAGACUGACAUAUUGGAGGUAAGGUUAGCCAAGCUGAUACACUGCUGUUCCAAGGGAAAGGUGUGUAUGUAUUUCAGGGAGAAUGUUUUUUGUUUUGUUUACCUACAUAUCAUAGGACCAAUUACAGAGUGCUGUUUUAGUCCCUUUUUACAUAUAUAUAGUUUUUACAAUGAAUGUGGAGAAAUAAGCAAAAAUAUCUUGUAAUGUUGAGUCAUGGGUUAAUUUCUCAGACACACAGGGAUAUUAUUUACGUAUAUAUCCAAACAGGAGAGAGGACAUGGUUUCCACUAAUGCAGUAAUAAUUAUAAUUGGCAGUACAGAGCAUACGUUUAUUGACUUAGAGUAUCUGUGAAGCAGUGAAGAUGUUCUUAUGAAACAUGAGUGAAGUUAGGCUGUGCCAGCACUUAAACGUAUUAAGGUACUUGCAGGGUCACAGUUGGGUAAUGAUUCAUUUCCCAGCCAUACUGCUUAUGGUAGUAUUGCAUUUGUGCAAUCCACACAGCGUGAGUUGCUUGAUAAUGUUUCAUAGUGGUUUCUGAGUAAUGUGGGAAAAAAGUCAUUUAAAUGUCUGGUAUUCAUGGUCUCUAAAUGAAAAAAUAGACAAAUAUUGGAGAUUCAUACAUAUAUAAUUGAUGUAGUACCAAUAAAUUUUCCCAGAAAGAAAUUAUCUUCAGUGAGAGUCAGAAGAAUCUAGUUUAGUUUCAAUAUUUUUUUCUUCAAAACAGGAGGACUAAAGGAAAGACCACUUUGAUAGCGUAGCUUUACAAACACUGACAUACAAACCUCUAUUUCUCUUUUUAAAAAUCCAAAAUUCAUGUAAAAUGUGGCAUAAUAUUUUGCUUGAAAUAAACUCUGCUUAUAUGCAAUAGAAUCUUUUGCCAGAAUAUUUUUAUCAAAAUUAAGAUAUGCUAAUCUUGCUGGUAUUUUCUCAGGGUGUGUGACUCAUGUUAAACUUGUGAUCUAAAAUUUAUAGUGCUUACAUUUGCAGAUGAAAGCUGCUGUAAGGUAUUUUGAAAAAUAUAAAUUGCAAUUGUGCUAGUAUAUAUGCAGAUAUUUUCAAAACAAUGUAAACUAGAACUUAAGAAAAGCAAGCUGGAUGUUACAAAUGGUUAUUCUGGAAUCAAUUUACACUCAGAUUAAAAAUUGUCUCAUUUAGGAAUAUCACUGAAAAAAGACAUUAUUUUUUUUCUGAAAAUUUAAUAUGAUUAAAUACAUGUUAUAUGUAA
Messenger RNA from Oxyura jamaicensis (ruddy duck), 3276 nucleotides. RefSeq names its product mitochondrial ribosomal protein L32 (gene MRPL32). NCBI's taxonomy places the organism in Eukaryota, Metazoa, Chordata, Aves, Anseriformes, Anatidae. The record is from RefSeq and is a predicted model, not a curated record. Gene Ontology annotation, cellular component: mitochondrial large ribosomal subunit. Gene Ontology annotation, biological process: translation. The coding region runs from base 9 to 548 and encodes 179 amino acids. The transcript has 3 exons. Gene Ontology annotation, molecular function: structural constituent of ribosome.